AUGGCGCCGCAAGUGUCGCUGGAGCUGGAGGAUAUCCCAUCCAUCCACUGCUCAGGGCGAGACAUUUCAAAGGAGCUGGAGGCGUUGCUGCGGAGUUUCGAAGAAAAGAGUGACUGGAAGCGUCGCUUGGGCGCCCUCAAGCGUCUUCAGGGCCUGGUCUUGGGUAGCAGUGAGGUGCUGCGACCCCUCCUCCCAAGAUGUCGAGAGGCUCUGCUGAAUCAGGUGCAAGACUUGCGAUCUGCACUGGUCCGGGAGGCGUGUGCCACGCUGCAACUCAUGGCCUGCACCUUUCGUGGUGACUUUGAGUUCUUUGCCGUUCCGGCGCUACCAGUCUUGUUAAAGAGCACUUCAGUGACGAUCUUGAUCAUUGCAGAGAGUUGCAACCAAUGUGCCACUGCUUUGGUGCGGGAGUGUCGCACCUCCCGACUGCUGCAGGUUCUGCUGGAUCACUGCCGCGUGAAGAAUGGCACCCAGCGUUGUCGCGCCAUGCAGCUUCUCCUGGUGUCCUUGCAGCAGUACAGCAGCUCCACGCUGGAACGGCACUGCAGCUCAAUCGAGAAGGUCCUCAAGGAAUCCUUGGAGGAUUCACAGCCAGGGGUGCGCACGGCGGCACGUCACUGCUUCUGGGCCUUCCAAGAGAAGUUCCAGGAGCGCGCCAAGCGCUUCAUGGCGUGUUUGGAUGCUGCCAAGCAGCGGCAGCUGCGGCUGCUGGCCUCGCUGGAAGCGGAGCAGACAGCUGCCCCUGUGCUUCUGGGGACGUCCUCACCAGUCGCGGAGCCUGCCCGCGAGGCCCGCGAGGCCCGCAGCCAUCGUCUCAGCGCCUGGUCCGCGGAGCUGCAGCUGCCGCCGCCGGCGCUGCCAGUGCCGACGCCUGGGAGCUGCUCCAGUCGCUCCACCGAGGAAGGUUCCGCAGAACAGGACCUGCAGACAUCUGGCGGCUCAGCGGAGGCUUCGCAAGGCACCCAGGAGCUUGAGCUCCUGGUCCGCGAGACCCGGGCGAAUUCUGCGCAGUCGGCGCCGACGGCGGAGCCGGAUCCUUUCGCCGCGGAGGAGACCUACGACAGCUCCUCUGAUGUGCCCUCGAUGGAGCCCGCGGAAGCGCUGCCAGCGGCUCGGUGGCCAUCGGUGCAGCAGAUGCGGGCUCUGACCUUGGAGCGGCAAGGUGAGCUGCUGCGUUCCAUGGGCUCCGAUCUUGGAGACGAGGAGACUUUGAAACGUCUGGAAAACUUUGCAGAGAUGAGGCUGCCGUCCCUGAAGGGACCAGUUCUCACGGAUUUGCUGCAGGAGUUGCUUCGAGCUUGUGGCAUGUGGCCACGGCCUACGAGAGCCGUGGCCAGCAUCGAGCAAGCAGCGCUGCGAAGCCUACGAGCGCUCUAUGUGGCGAAUGGUGAUGCUUUCCGUGCAGCCGCAGGAGAUUUGCAUCCACUGCCUUUCAACGCCUUGACCGCGCUGCUACCGGAGCUGUCUCCCGCGGCUGCCGCGACUGUGCAGGCGCCAGCACGACCUUCCAAGCCCAAACCAGCAAGCUGGGCGAACGAAGGGCAUCGCCUCCUGGUCGCGGCGUUGAAGGGCUUGACGUCUUCCAACCGUCAGGCCAAGGCAGCCUCUUUGGAAAGUUUGCAGGAGCUGAUGCAGCACCCGGAGUGCUGCGAGGACUUCGCGGAGGUCUUGGCAUCGAAACUCGUCCAAUGCCACGGGCAGAGCUCGGGGGAGCUGAAGCGGAAAAGCCUCCGUCUAUUGGAGCGCUUGCUGGCCGCCAUUUUGCCCCUGAGAGCUAUGGAGAUUUUGCUCCCCCUGGUGACAGAGGCAGAUUUGGCUCUCUCCUUGUUACCCUUGAGCCUAAGACGCUUGCCUCCGAGGCAAGCCUUGGACCAUUUGGUACUGAUCCUGCCGGCACUCAGCACCGCCCUGUCGUGCGAUGUGGCUGAGACUCGCACCUCGGAAAUUGGCAAGGCGGCGAUUCUGUGCCUGGUGGAGCUGUACCUCUCCGUGGGCGAGGAAGCUCUGGAGGUGUUUGGGAAGGAGCUGGCACCGAGUCAGUUGAAACUCGUGGUGAUGUAUGCGGAGCGACAACGCUCACCAUCAUCCAAUGGGAGUCCAAAGCUGAGCUCCGAGCAUAAAACAAAACUCGACUGA
Molecule: messenger RNA, 2136 nt
Organism: Cladocopium goreaui
Lineage: Eukaryota; Dinophyceae; Suessiales; Symbiodiniaceae
Source: the annotation of a GenBank genome assembly